UCCAUUUUUCUAUUGUAAAUACCACACGCAGUAUUAUAAUAUCUACUGCAGUGCGUGCGAUUUUACAGCAUCGUAACAGGACUUGGUUUGAGGCAGACAUUUUAAACAGACAAUCAAGCAAGUUACCCCUGAUAUGCAGGCCACGUCUCAUCCCACCCAGCCCGGAGUUCCGGGCCAGACUGUCUACGUCCACCAGCCCGCUCCAGUCAGCUAUGCCAAUACGGUGCAGAACCCUAACUCGACGAGUGGCGUGUCGCAGAAGUUUAACGGAUCUGCCGGGAGAGCGACUGGUUUGCUACAUUUGUCCCUCAGCAUCGGGAGCAUCGUCGUCGCCAUUACCGAGUUUGUUAUUGGCACCCCAGCAGGCUAUGUUGCCAUGGGAAUUUGGGCAAGUGUUCUGUUCUACAUUCCUACCGGUAUCUUAGGAAUAUGUUCAAAGCAGAAGAACACUUGCGUGAUCAUCGGCUAUCUUACGAUGUGUAUCAUCACAGCAAAUGUUGCCUUUGCUCAAAUGAUUGUUGGUGCCAUUGGGGCAGUAUUGACCAGUAACUAUCCCUAUUACUAUAACUAUGGCGACAGUGAUCGAGGAAUAGUGGAAGGAGGCAUCGCAUCUGACUCACUGUUGGCCAUCUUUGGCCUGAUCGAGAUGGUGGUAGCCAUUGUGGCUUCAGCCUUCUGUUGUGGUGGCAUGGCCUGUUGUCACUCGUCUUCACCAACAACCACCACUGUGUACACCCACCAGAACAUUCCGAUGGUUGUGACAACCGACCAGUACACUCAGCCGGCGGGAAUUGCUCAGCUCCCUCCCGGACACAACGUUCAGCAGGCGUAUCCCCCUGCUGGCCAGCCUGUUGCUCCAGCUCCCUACAACCAAGCUCCUGCUGUCCUGUACAACCAGGCUCCUGGUGCCCCCUACAACCAGGCUCCUGUUGCCCCGUACAACCAAGCUCCUGCUGCUCCGUCGAACUAGGCUCCCUCUUACUCGCACAACUAACAAGCAGCUGCUGCACCCAUCAGGUCUGGCGAAAUGGUCGCUUAAAUGCGUUAAAAAAAUGUUUCUUAUUAAUAAAACUACUCGGAUAUGUAGAUGUUUAUAUUCGGAAUAACAAGCCAUAACUAUAUUUUUGAUAAAUAAAAUUCAAGCCUACUCUGAGACACACGGAUAUCCAGAGAAAAAGUAGUUCAUCCUCACACACUUUUUAUUAUUCUGAAGAGAGUGGUUUCGAUUGUUAGCCGUGAUACAGUGAUUAUAAUUUUACAUCAAUUCUUAUCUAAUUUCCUCAAUUGGUAAUUAAAAUAUAGCAGAUGAAGAAAACAAAGCUAAAAUAAUGGCUGAUCUUUUUUGAUAGCUACGCAUAAAGUCAAGAAAAACAAACAUGUUAUCCUUACAUGAUAUAACAUAGCAAACUAUAUUAUACAAAAAUAUGUGGUAUGAAAGUAAAAUAAGUGUCCUCUUUUCAUCACGUGAAGCUAAAACCCCCCUCACCCAUCAUUCCACCCAACUUGGGAAAUAGAGAACCCUUUUUGUUACUAUUUAUUAAGCGGCUGGGCUUCAAUUGAAUACUCUUGAUGACUGCACAGAAAGAUCUGUGAAAAGAACAAAGAUAUCAACAACAAAUAACAUUAACAGCAUAAAACAGCUGAAUGUCACAGUGCGAAAAAUAUGUAACCAGCCAACUUGUAGACGAAAAGUUAUGCAUACUGCAUUUAAACUAAAUGGGCUGAUAUUCCCUAACUGCUUUAUAAAUCAUCAAAAUGUUAAUUCAGAGGACCAAACAAGAACAUUUUAAAUUGUAAUAAAAUAAAUUGAAGAAAAAUUUAUUUUACUUCGAUAUAGAUACAAACCGUUUGUUUGUAUGUUGAUUCAGUAUCCCUAUAACCUUGAAAAUAAGUAGCCUUUUUCUAGUUGCCUGAAGUGUAGUGGAAUAUAUCCAAUUACCGGUGUAUAUUUGUUUACCUGAUGAUAUAUUAAUAUUGUGCCUUUCGAUCUUUUGACUGUCAUUUUGGAAGUAAUCAAUUCGUCAAUUAAUUAAGUUGACGAAGAUCGAUGAGAAUUUAAGACAAAAGAUGAUUUAAAGUGUAAAUAAUUUCAGAUAAUUGUGUGAAAUUGAUCUUUGCUGAAUUCUAAACAUAAGAUAAAUCAAUGCGUACGUGGUAUGAUAGUUCAAAUAACUUCAUAAUCUAAACUAAAUACAAAAGCAAUUCUGUACAAAACCUUCAAUGAAUUAUCGUUGUUAAGUGGCUGAAACGCAAAACAGAGUGCCAUUAACAGGUCAAAUUUUGAAACAAGAAAACAAAUGAAAAGGGAAAAGAUUCCUUUUACAACAAUAAGGUGGGUAAUUUAAGUUGUGUCCUGUGUUUACUGCAUUUUUCUGUUUCAUUUAGAACUGAUUUAUAGGGCGAAUUAUACAAAAGUACAACAGACAGAAAUUAACAAAAAGAAGACAAAACAAAACAUCAUUGAAAUUAGUAUAUGUUAUUUUAAAACAAUUUGAAUUUUAGAUUCGUUGACAUUACAUAAACAGUACAAUACCUUA
Molecule: messenger RNA, 2537 nt
Organism: Strongylocentrotus purpuratus (purple sea urchin)
Lineage: Eukaryota; Metazoa; Echinodermata; Echinoidea; Camarodonta; Strongylocentrotidae
Exons: 7
Coding region: 134-970 (278 amino acids)
Source: RefSeq, a predicted model, not a curated record